AUGGCUGAAUCCGUAGCGACCGACCCCUCGAACCCGGUGGUGUUCUUCGAUAUCGCCCUUGCAGGUCAGCCUCUGGGCCGAGUGAAAAUGGAGCUUUUCGCCCAUGUGACCCCACGGACUGCUGAGAAUUUCCGACAAUUCUGCACGGGGGAGAGCAAGAACUCCAAAGGACAGCCUCAGGGCUACAAGGGGAGCAAAUUUCACCGCGUGAUCAAAGAUUUCAUGAUUCAAGGUGGAGACUUCAUCAAUGGAGACGGCACCGGAUCGUGUACCAUCUAUGGAACGCCCAAGUUUGCGGACGAAAACUUCGCAUUGACCCAUGACCGUCCAGGUCUUUUGAGUAUGGCUAAUUCGGGACCCAAUACCAAUGGUUGCCAAUUCUUUGUCACCACAACCGCAACGCCUUUCUUAAACAACAAACAUGUCGUGUUUGGCCAAGUCGUUGAUGGAUUAGACGUGAUUCGUAUGAUCGAGAAUACUCGAACUACAAGGGACAAACCAAAUCAAGACGUGACAAUUGUGCAAUGUGGAGAAAUGUAG
This is a messenger RNA of Penicillium pulvis, 540 nucleotides long. RefSeq names its product putative peptidyl-prolyl cis-trans isomerase (gene cyp3). The coding region runs from base 1 to 540 and encodes 179 amino acids. Gene Ontology annotation, cellular component: intracellular membrane-bounded organelle. Gene Ontology annotation, biological process: protein peptidyl-prolyl isomerization; protein folding. The record is from RefSeq and is a predicted model, not a curated record. Lineage: Eukaryota; Fungi; Ascomycota; Eurotiomycetes; Eurotiales; Aspergillaceae. Gene Ontology annotation, molecular function: peptidyl-prolyl cis-trans isomerase activity. The transcript is spliced from 4 exons.